This is a messenger RNA of Durio zibethinus, 2595 nucleotides long. NCBI's taxonomy places the organism in Eukaryota, Viridiplantae, Streptophyta, Magnoliopsida, Malvales, Malvaceae. The record is from RefSeq and is a predicted model, not a curated record.
UAGACUGAUUUGAUUUUUAACUCGCUGCCUUCCUGUGGGAAUAAGUGUGUCUCUGACUCUAAAUCUCACUUUCAUUGGUCCCUAAUUUUGGGACCCUCUGCCUGGAAAUAUGGCUCAAACUCAACCCUCGGUCAGGCAAAUUUUUUGGGGCCCCACAGAUUGAUGUAUUUUUUUAAAUAUAAAAUGAGAGUUUGACCUGAGCCAUCCUCUACCGUCUACAAAAAUGUUUCAAGUGACCAUCACUAGGUGCAAUUACACAAACCCCCACGUGUCAUUCCUUAGAUGUCUGACGGGGACCUACAUACAAAUAAAUCCCAUUCUCUUUCUCACCCCCCCAAACUCUAUUUAUACCCCAUUUUCUCUUCCUUUCAUUCCAAAGCGCACCCUCUCUUCCAUCUCCUCGCACUUUCUCUUCUCUCCCUGUAUGCUUUCCUUUUUUUUUCAAAGGAACAAGCGCAAAACACUCUUGCCCUCGAGCACACCCAAAACCAGAGAAACCCUUCUGACUUCUCCCUUUUAAAAGCUAUGGCUUCUUUCACAGGUAGUUGUGCCAAAGCCCAGAUUUCCCAUCCUCUUUCCUCCUCAACAGUAGAUUUGGGCUUCUCUCCAACAUCCUUCAUCUGGAAGAAGCGGCAGCCCAAUAAAACUAGUCUUACGAGAAGCAACAACAUCUACAUUAUUCACUCAGCUUUGCACUCUCCUUCGGUUCUCCAUAUCCAAAAGCAACCAUAUGAAAACCCCUUAAUCCCCUGGGAAGACACGUCAUUAGUAAAACGCAAAACCCCGCACAAGCCCCAACAACAGCCGCAGUGGAACUUCCUCCAAAGAGCUGCAGCCAUGGCCCUUGACAUGGCUGAAAGCGCGUUGGUAUCACGCGAGCUACAACACCCACUUCCUAAAACCGCUGACCCACGUGUGCAAAUCUCCGGAAAUUUCGCUCCCGUCCCUGAAAAACCCGUCAAGCAAUCUCUUCCAAUCACCGGCACCAUCCCUUCUUGCAUUAACGGCGUUUAUGUCCGCAACGGCGCCAACCCUUUAUUCGAACCCAUUGCUGGCCACCACUUUUUCGACGGUGAUGGCAUGGUACAUGCCGUUUCCAUUGGUAACGGGAACGCCAGCUACGCUUGUCGUUUUACUGAAACGCAAAGACUUUUACAAGAAAAAGAAUUGGGCCGCCCUGUUUUCCCUAAAGCAAUUGGUGAACUACAUGGCCACUCAGGGAUUGCCAGGCUUUUGCUUUUUUAUGCGAGAGGUCUUUUCGGCCUUGUUAAUCACAAACAAGGCACUGGAGUUGCUAACGCUGGCUUAGUAUAUUUCAAUAACCGACUUCUAGCUAUGUCCGAAGAUGAUCUUCCUUACCAUGUGCGCAUCACUUCCUCAGGUGAUUUAGAAACAGUUGGAAGAUACAAUUUUGAUUAUCAACUUAAAUCCACAAUGAUUGCACAUCCCAAAAUUGAUCCUUUUUCCAAGGAACUCUUUGCUUUGAGUUACGAUGUUGUCCAAAAGCCUUACUUGAAGUACUUCAGGUUUUUACCUGACGGUACAAAAUCACUAGAUGUCGAGAUUCCUCUAUCCGAACCAACUAUGAUGCAUGAUUUUGCCAUCACCGAGAAUCUCGUGGUGAUCCCUGAUCAGCAGGUGGUGUUCAAGCUACAAGAAAUGAUUACCGGCGGCUCUCCUGUGAUUUACGACAAGAACAAGAAGUCCCGGUUUGGGAUUCUUUCUAAAAAUGCAAGUGAUUCUAAGGAUAUUAUAUGGGUUGAAUCGCCUGAUACUUUCUGUUUUCAUCUCUGGAAUGCCUGGGAAGAGCCAGAAUCGGAUGAAGUUGUGGUGAUUGGUUCCUGCAUGACACCUCCUGACUCUAUUUUCAACGAAUGUGAGGAGAGUUUAAAGAGUGUAUUGUCCGAAAUCAGGCUUAAUUUGAAGACAGGUAAGUCCACGCGCCGCCCAAUAAUCUCAGAAUCAGAGCAAGUGAACUUGGAAGCAGGGAUGGUGAACAGGAACCGGCUUGGAAGGAAGACACGGUAUGCUUAUCUUGCCAUUGCUGAACCAUGGCCUAAAGUGUCAGGAUUUGCGAAGGUUGAUCUUUUUACUGGGGAGGUAAAAAAACACGUUUACGGUUAUAGAAGAUAUGGUGGGGAACCGUUUUUCUUACCUCGAGACGACAAUUCUGAAUCUGCUGAAGAUGAUGGCUAUAUUCUUUCCUUUGUUCACGAUGAGAAGAAUUGGAAAUCAGAGCUUCAUAUUGUGAACGCCAUGAAUUUACAGCUUGAAGCUUCAAUUAAAUUACCGUCCAGAGUUCCAUACGGCUUUCAUGGAACGUUUAUAGACGCUAAGGCCCUGGUCAAUCAAUCUUAAUUAAACGUAAAUUAAGUUAAAAAAAUUACCUUACAGGGAGAUUUUUACCAGAGGGAUGGUUCAGAGUACAGAUCCCCGGAUUCUCCUGGAAAUUUAUUUUUUUGGGUUACGUAUGGGUUUUUUUUACCCCUUUGUUAUAGGUUUCAAGGAACCAACUUUGUAGCUUUUAAGCAUGUAGCUAUAGAAUUUGAGCUCAGCUGGUUUCUGUUUCCUUCUUUCUUUUAAUUUCAUUUUUAU